This is a messenger RNA of Anopheles merus, 867 nucleotides long. Its product is annotated as antigen 5 like allergen Cul n 1-like. The transcript is spliced from 2 exons. NCBI's taxonomy places the organism in Eukaryota, Metazoa, Arthropoda, Insecta, Diptera, Culicidae. The record is from RefSeq and is a predicted model, not a curated record. Bases 1 to 795 code for a protein of 264 amino acids.
AUGGCCAAGCAACGUCUGCAUCUGGCGCUGCUGCUGCUGCUGCUGCUGCUACCGUUGCGCAGCGUCGCGUACAAGGACGGAGAGUACUGCAACAUCUGCAAGGAGCACGUGGCGUGCGGCAACGUGGACGAGCUGCACGGCAGCUGCGUCCGAUACGAGAACGUGAGCCUGGCGCCGCUCACCCGCUACCGGGACGCGAUACUGCACCGGGUGAACGAUUUGCGGCACACGUUCGCGAUCGGCCAUCUGCCCGGGUUUAACGAGUCGUACGGUCCGAUGCAUGCCGUCGCGUGGGACGCAGAGAUGGCCGACCUGUGCCGGAUGAACCUGAACACGUGCCGCUUCGCGCACGACAAGUGCCGCGGCACGCUGCGCUUCCCGUACAGCGGCCAAACGCUCGGCAAGCUGACCAAGUGUGUGGCGCCGAAGAAUGUGGACGAUCUGCAGAUCCGGGUCCUCCCGCACGUCAUCCUGCAUCUGAUCGACCGGUGGUACCUGGAGCACGAGGUGACGCACCCAGCGGACGUGAAGCACUACUCGCAGCAUUCGUCGUCGCGCAAGUUCCAAAUCGGACACUUUCUGCAGCUAAUCAACUGCAACGUCUGCCGCAUGGGCUGCUCGCUCGUCUCCUACCGGGAGCAUCGCAAGGGCCUGGUGUGCGACACGUACAUCCUCUGCUGCAACUAUUCCUACAUCAACAUCGUCAACCGGCCGAUCUGCAACGUGAAUCGGUACGAGCGGAGCUGCAAAAGGGACCACCAGUUUCCCGGCCUCUGUGAGCAGUGUCACCUCUAGGCGCCAAGGGUGAUAUCACACAACCAACAAAGCAAAAAAAAAUCAACACACAUCGGACUACGCUCAAACAUA